This is a messenger RNA of Orbicella faveolata, 833 nucleotides long. RefSeq lists its product as uncharacterized. The record is from RefSeq and is a predicted model, not a curated record. NCBI's taxonomy places the organism in Eukaryota, Metazoa, Cnidaria, Anthozoa, Scleractinia, Merulinidae.
CUUGUCCUUAGAACGAACAAACGAAUCAUGGCGAUGUUUGGAAGUUUCAUCAAAAUCUCUUUCGUGUGUUUUGCCCUGAUAUCUCAGUUGAGCCAAGCUUCACCUCUGCCUGGCAUAGAAGACAAAAUCAAGAGUGAGACCGAGGCUGCAAAAGAGACAGCUCUGAACGAUGCCAAAGCUGCUGACAGAAUGGUCUUCAAUAAGGAAACUAAGCAUUUAGCUGACGAGUUAAGCAAGCUGAAGAGAGAAUAUGAUGAGUUGAAAGCCUACACCAGUACCCAAGACACGAGAAUUGGAGAACUGGAAUCAAAAGCAAAGGACAGAAGCAGCGCCUUGUCAGGCGAUGUCCGAAGCAAACGCCAUACCCAACAAGUGAGCUGUUAUAACGAUUACACGAGUUGGGACGCCCGCUCCGACGCAUCCAUAAUGUACCUGGACAGGCAGGAUGUUUCCUGCCCCCAACCCUAUUUCUUGUCCAGAUUUAGGCUCGUAAGGCGGGGAGAUUAUGGGUCCGCAGACGUCCGUUACAGUUACCGAUGCUGCAGAGUUUUGUGAUUUAGCACCGGGACGUUUUGUCAUCGGUUAAGUGGUACGGUUUGACUAAUGAAUAAUCAGAUUUUAUGCCGGCUUUUAGCAAGAGUGGGGUCUUUUUUAAGGCUUUUAGUAGAUUUGGUUAUUAAGCUUUUCACCGAUAUGCAAACCAAUACAUAUAGAAAAAAUAAAUGUGACAUUAGUUUAAACAAACUGUUAGCUACUUAUAAGAUUGCUUUCACAGACUUUCGGGUCAUUCAUGGGUUUUAAUGGUUUUAAGAUCCUAUGUACUUGUGGCUGUA